AUGUUCGUCAAGUCCAUCCUCGUUACUCUGGGCCUCUCUGCCCUCGCCAUUGCCGGCAGCACUGCUGCCAGCUGCUCCAGCGACCAGCAGGUCGUCUGCAAGGACAACGGCAACGGCGGUCUCCUGACCCUCGGCAACGUCCUCCCCGGUGGUCUCGGUGUUUCCUGCUCCGGCGGUGACGUCUACUGCUGUGACAAGAGUGCCACGCAGGACGGAAACCUCAUCAACCUCGACGUCAACGCUCAGUGCUCUCUGAACCACCUGCUUUAA
Messenger RNA from Penicillium cataractarum, 270 nucleotides. RefSeq lists its product as uncharacterized. The transcript is spliced from 2 exons. The record is from RefSeq and is a predicted model, not a curated record. Bases 1 to 270 code for a protein of 89 amino acids. Lineage: Eukaryota; Fungi; Ascomycota; Eurotiomycetes; Eurotiales; Aspergillaceae.